CUGACCAAACUCUUUACUCUCUGCUUAGCUACCUACUUUGUGAUUUUUUGAUGUGAACAGUGAAACAACCAUUUUAAAACAAGUGUUUAUUCGUUUGUACAUAGUAAUUUUAUUGUGAUUGACCAGUAAAAGUACAGAAAUUUUAUUUAUUUCUUAUAAUAGAACCUCAGAUUCAUAGCUCAAAAUAAAUACAUUGUGGCUUUAGUCAUGAGGAUUGCAGUGUUUACCACCACAGUGUUCGGUAGUUAUUCAGUGCCUUUAGCCCAAAUAUGGCUUGUUACACCGUCGAAAAUGAUUUGAACUAUAAUAAUACUACAGAUUUGACCGAUGAAACUUCUAUCGUAGAUGAUUUGACCAUAGUUCCAUUGGAAAAGAAUAGUUUUGCAAUAUGUGAAUUAUGUGGUCGCGUUGGGCGUCGUGAUCAUUUUUAUACUCGAAAUAAUAGAUUUUGCAAUCUGCGAUGUUAUGUUAGUGCAACUAGACGUCGGCACUGUAAUUGGCGAUUCAAGAUUAUGGAAGGAGCUGAACAUAUGGCUGGUCUGAUACCCCUCGAACCAUUGCCUCAGCUGCACCAAUGGCAAGCUGCUUUGAAUGACUUACAGGCUGGCCCUAUCAAGCAGUCAGCAGCUUUAGUGGCCAAUAGCUAUGAAUGGAAGGAUGAGUUGUUUGGCUGUGACUUCUUGGCAGCUCCGGUCAGCCUGUUCAAACAUGCCCCACUGCAUGAGAUGUGGGACAACACCUUCGAGGGCAUGAAGGUUGAGGUGAAAAACACAGACUGUGGAAAUAAUACUGAGAAACUCAGUGACUAUUUUUGGGUAGCCACAGUAUUGAAAGUAAAAGGCUACAUGGGCCUGUUGCGGUAUGAAGGUUUUGGAAGUGAUGACUCGAAGGACUUCUGGGUUAACUUAUGCUGCUCCGAGGUUCAUCCUGUCGGGUGGUGUGCAACUCGCGGCAAGCCACUCAUUCCGCCUUGCACUAUAGAAGAUAAAUAUACGGAUUGGAAAAAGUUUUUAGUAAAGCAGCUAACAGGUGCUAGGACAUUACCUGCAAAUUUUUACACAAAAUUAAAUGAUAGCCUAGUAUCAAGGUUUUCUAUUGGGUCUAUUAUGGAGGUAGUUGAUAAAAAUAGAAUCUCUCAAGUUAAGGUAGCAAGUGUAUGUGAGAUAGUUGGUAAAAGAUUGCACGUUAAAUACUAUGAUAGUUCUCCAGAAGACAAUGGUUUUUGGUGUCAUGAAGACUCACCAUUGAUACACCCAGUUGGCUGGGCUUUCCGUGUUGGCCAUCCUCUUGACGCCCCACAAAGUUAUUGCCAAAGGGUGGCUGCGGGAAGAUUUAUAUCUAAUGACACAACACCAGAGAUGUUCUACAAGUAUCCAACGAAUGAGCCACCUCUGUUUUCUGAAGGAAUGAAAUUGGAAGCGAUAGACCCAUUGAAUUUGUCAGCAGUGUGUGCUGCUACUGUGAUGCAGAUAUUGAAUGAAGGCUACAUGAUGAUUCGAAUAGACUGCUACCCGGCUGACGUAUCUGGAGCAGACUGGUUUUGUUACCACCAGAGAUCUCCGUGCAUAUUUCCUGUCGGCUUCGCGUUGGCGAAUAACAUUCCACUAGUGCCUCCUAAUGGGUAUACCGCCGACGAGUUCGGCUGGGAACAGUACCUAGCCCUGACAGGCAGUAGGGCGGCCAGUCGGACGCUGUUCGCGGCGCGCGGUCACGUGGUGUCGCACGGUUUCGUGGCCGGCAUGCGGCUCGAGUGCGCCGACCUGAUGGAUCCGCGAUUAGUCUGCGUGGCUACUAUAGCUAGAGUUGUCGCUGAUCUUCUGAAGGUCCACUUCGACGGCUGGGGCACAGAAUACGACCAGUGGCUGUGGGCGCACAGCACAGAUAUGUACCCGGUUGGCUGGUGUCGCGCCGUGGGCCACCGCUUGGAGGGUCCCUUGCAGCCAGCGCCGCGCUGCGUUCGCAAGAUGCCUCCCAAGCAGCCGCGCAGGAAGCGCCGCCAGCCAGCUCCGAAACCAGUGGUACAACCACCGAACACGACCGAAGAAAGCUCCCAGAACUCAGACAUGGGUGAUACAAAGAGCCUGUCUCCCCCCACUAGUGUAUCCGAGAUAUCCGCGGAUACGGAACCGCGGGCUGAUACGGAAUCCAGCAAAAUGGAUGUGGACAACGAUUCGAAGAAUGGACUGGAGCCGAUUGAAGAAAGACUCUCGGAUAUUAUUAACCGAGAUUCGACGAGCACACCUACGGAUUAUUCGCAAGAAUCCAGCCAAGCGGCGCUUCAGCCUUCACCCGAAGCAGCGCCGAUCCCGGUCGAAGCGGACGACAAAGUGAUACCCAGGCUAGUCAACACCUCGGUCCCUCUAGACGUGCUCAAUACCGUCGAACCAGAAAACUGGACCACCGCAGACGUCGCUAAGUUCCUCACUGUCAACGACUGUCAACCUUAUUGCGUCAACUUCAGCCACAUCACUGGCCCCAUGAUGCUCCAACUGUCGAAAGACGAAAUCAUAGAACUACUAGAAAUGAAAGUCGGCCCCUCACUAAAAAUAUUCGACCUCAUACAACAACUGAAAUGCAAAAUCAAACAACCUCAAUGUAGAAUGUUAAGUAGCUUUAAGUAGUAACUAAUUAAUGCUACAUCACAGCAUGGUAUGGUAUCCAACGCGAUUCUUUUAGGAAUUGAUUUUUUAAAACGGUGGCCUUUAAAAUUCAGAUCUUUAAUCCUUGUACUUGUGGAUGUGCU
Ostrinia furnacalis (Asian corn borer) is the source of this 2743-nucleotide messenger RNA. RefSeq names its product polycomb protein Sfmbt. Gene Ontology annotation, molecular function: chromatin binding; zinc ion binding. The coding region runs from base 270 to 2621 and encodes 783 amino acids. Gene Ontology annotation, biological process: negative regulation of DNA-templated transcription. Gene Ontology annotation, cellular component: nucleus. Lineage: Eukaryota; Metazoa; Arthropoda; Insecta; Lepidoptera; Crambidae. The transcript has 10 exons. The record is from RefSeq and is a predicted model, not a curated record.